Rhagoletis zephyria (snowberry fruit fly) is the source of this 651-nucleotide messenger RNA. RefSeq lists its product as uncharacterized. NCBI's taxonomy places the organism in Eukaryota, Metazoa, Arthropoda, Insecta, Diptera, Tephritidae. The record is from RefSeq and is a predicted model, not a curated record.
AUGCCUCGCCCACCUAACAGCAAGCGCUUGUCAUCGCAAAGCUCCUCACUCACUGGCGCACCCCCACCAUUGCAGCGCUCCACCAACUCCAGCAAUUGCACAACCGUCACAAUGAUGUUGGCAAAUCGCAUCGCGCACAACUCUGACUGGUCAGUAGACGAUGAGCACUUUUUCGAGACGAACACAAUGAACGUUUGGCAAACGCUCGAAUUUCUUUCCGGUGUUAAUUUGCGUAAACGCUAUCACUACGAAGGCUACAAUGAUACCGAAAAUAUUAUACGCACUUUAACGCCUUCAUGGCGGCGCGAUAGUUUCGCCGAGAAAGCGGCUGCCGCCAAUAAGGAAGAUGCUAAUGGCGCUGGUGGCAGUGGCGGCGGCAGUGGGCGUGGCAAGGCGCCAACUGAUAACGCUGAUGCUGACUUCAUUGGCAAUGGCACUGCAAUUAUGCGCCAGAAUCAGCAGCUUAGCGCGAAAAACAACAAAAACACAAAAAAGGCCAGCCGCACUGUAUUCGUUAAGGUGAGAAAAAGUGGUAAAGGUGAGCGUGCCAAGUGUGAUAAACAGCAGCAACGGUGUAAGAAAUCUGUCACACUCGAUCCGCAAUAUGCGCUCUCGCAGGCUGAAUUCACGGACUUGGUGAAGUGCAAGUAA